UCUAGUGUGGUAAGGGAUAUCUAUAGUGGCGCAUUGAUAUCCUAUAAUAGAGCGGUCAUCUAUUAGCUUUAAUUAAAUGAUUAAGCUUUGAUCAUGAAUGAAAGGAUGGCUUCAUGCAUGAAUCAACCAUAUCCAGCUGCACCACCUCAGCUGGGGCCUGGGAUUACAUCUGUAGUUCUAGGACCAGCUUCUUAUCCCAUGGCUUCACCUCUACCUCAAGGAUCAACUGGACUAUCUCCUGCACCUCAACCAGUAUCUCCACUAACCUCAACUGUAAUUCCUCAACCGGUGGGGCCAGGGCCAGUCCUUGUCACUCAUGGUGCUCCAACAGUGAGAUCUGCUGAGCGACCUAUACCAAUGAAGCAUGCUUCACCUGCACUUUGUCUUGGGUAUCCACCUGGUUCAGAAAUGGGAAUGCAAGAUGGUCCUUCACCACUCCCUCGCCCUCCACAAUCAAUGUCAUCACACAUAAACCAAGGACUGCAACGUCCUCAUAAUCCUGGACGAAUACCACACCAGGGAUCGAUGGGAAUAGACUCAUCUCAUAAGCACUCUGCUGGAGAUAGAGCUUCAGAGAGUAAAAGUCAAGGUCUUCCAAUUUCUGAAGGUGGAUCAAUCACAACAGUUCCAUCAGUGACUAGAAGUACUUCAGUUGCUGCAGGUGGAAGUUCCAGUGGCAGCAGUAAAAAGAAGAAGAAGCUAGCAGACAAGAUCCUUUCACAGAAAGUUCAGGAUCUUGUUCCAGAAUCUCAGGCUUACAUGGAUCUCCUGGCUUUUGAAAGAAAGCUUGACUUCACUAUUAUGAGGAAGCAGUUAGAUAUUCAAGAAGCCUUCAAACGGCCCAUGAAACAAAAACAUAAACUACGGAUAUUCAUCUCCAACACAUUCUACCGUGGGAAACCUGAGGGAGAAUGUGGGGAAGAACCUACUGUCCCAUCUUGGGAGCUUCGGGUGGAAGGUCGGCUUCUUGAUGAUCCAAGUGCUCCAAAGUCUGAUCAGAAACAAGUGAAACGAAAAUUUUCUUCUUUUUUCAAGAGUUUGGUUAUUGAGUUAGACAAAGAUUUGUAUGGACCAGACAACCACCUGGUAGAGUGGCAUCGUAUGCCAAAAACAACUGAAACAGAUGGGUUCCAGGUGAAGCGUCCAGGAGAUAAAAAUGUGCGCUGUACUAUUUUGUUAUUACUAGAUUAUAAACCUCUACAGUUUAAGUUGGACCCAAGACUGGCCAGGCUUCUUGGUAUUCACACUCAGACACGGCCAGUUAUCAUCAAUGCUCUGUGGCAUUAUAUCAAAAGUCAUAGGCUGCAAGACAUUCAUGAACGGGAGUACAUCAAUUGUGGCAAAUACCUAGGGCAGAUUUUCCAGUGUCCAAGACUUAAGUUUGCUGAAAUUCCUCAACGUCUCCAUCGGCUUCUACACCCUCCAGAACCAAUUGUCAUCAACCAUCUUAUCAGUGUGGAAGGACUAGACACAAAGAAAACAUCCUGUUACGAUAUAGAUGUUGAGGUGGAUGCUCCCCUUAAAAGUCAGAUGAAUAGCUUUCUUCUGUCUACAACUAACCAGCAGGAGAUUCAAGGACUAGAUAACAAGAUCCAUGAUACAGUAGAAACUACCAACCAGCUGAAGAUCAAUAGAGAAUUUUUCCUCAGUUUUGCUAAAGAUCCACAAAAGUUUAUUAACAAGUGGCUGAUUUCACAAUCGAGGGAUUUAAAAACUAUGACAGAUGUGGUUCAUAAUCCAGAGGAGGAACGUCGAUCAGACUUCUACUACCAACCCUGGGCUCAAGAAUCAGUAUGCAGAUACUUCUAUAGCAAGGUUCAACAACGUAGAGCAGAGCUGGAACAAGCUCUAGGAAUUUGCAACACUUAAACAUACUGCCAAGAAAAACUUGAAUAUUCGGAAGUCAUCAGUAUUUUUUUUUUACCUCGUAGGUAAAUAACAUGUGUAGACAAAUCUAUAAAUGUAAAAAAGAUCAUAACCUAUACCUCCAGAAUGUAACUUUAUUAGCUCAAUAUUUCGCUAUUACAGCUUUGUCAGGAGCAAUCGAUAUCUACAAGUUCCCUGAUCCAGUUAAAUCUAAAUUGGAACACUGUCAUUCCAAAAUCGAACAUAGAUACACGUGUUUACAAAGUUCAUAUUAUAAUAAUAUCAAACAUUAUUGAAUUUAUAUUGUUAAGAUGAAUCACAUCAACAGUGCAAGAUAAAUAAAAUGUGUAAGCCAGUAAGUAAAUUAUUAACGUUGUUUGACUUAGAAUAGAAUAUGUUACGUAUAUAAAACAUUUAUUUAUAUAUGUAUUGGUAAGUAUUUUCCAUUAUAGUAUAUUGAUACAUAUAUAAAACAAUGUCUGAAGUUAUAUUUCAAUCCUUAUAAAUGUGUAUAGAGACUUUGUAAAAGUACAACAUAUUAAAAUCUUUAAAAUGUCAUUAACAUCUCUACACUAAUGGCCAACCUUUGUAUGUAUUCAAUUUAGGCUUAUUUUUCUUGAUUAAAAUGGAUUCUUUAAUUGUUCUAUCCAAAAAAAAGUAUGACAUUUAGAUAAGAUCUUAACAUCUGAUAAGAUGUUAUCCGCUUGUAGUAAGCUAUGUACUUUUCCAUAAUGUUCUGCAAUAGCAUUAUUAGUAUGAGGUUUUCGAUGUCAUGCACAUGUUCAGAUAUUCGAUCAUGGAUGGUUCAGAAAAUUUCUCCUAUAUAUGUUCUAGAGCAUCUACCACAAGUUACUUCAUAAACAAUGUUUUUACUAUGGCAUCUAUUGUGUAUUCCAUAUUUAGUAGCUUUACAGUUAUUUUUCAUACAUCGUGUUUCUUUCUUGUAUGCUGAACUUGUUAUUAAUGAUUUAAGGGAAAUGCCUGGUUUUUGUACUAUUUUAGUAGGUAAGUCUGAAGCUCUAAUUACUCGCUUUAGUUUUGUGGUGAUAUCAUCACUAAUAUAUGGAAUCACCCAAGUAGCCUGAGCUUUAAAUGUGUUUUCUUUAUUUAUACGAUUCUAAAGAACAUGUCUAUUUUCUUUUUGCUUGUCAAAAUUUUUUAUUACGUUUUGUAUAAAUUCCUGUGGAUAGGCAUUUUUUCUUAAAAGUCAUAAGAUUUUCUCUAGCCUCCUCCCACAUUUCUUUCUUAUUACAAACUUUAUCAAUCCUAUGGAAGUAGCCAAUAAUGACACCUCUUUUUACAGCAGGGGAGUGAUGAGAGUGGAAAUGCAAACAAAGAGCAUUAGUAGAAGGCUUACUGAAAAUACCAGUAAUGAUUUUCCCAUUCCUGACAUGAAUUGUAGUAUCUAGAAAUGGUAAAUUUAUACCUGGUAUAGCAUAAACAAGUGUAAAUUUUAUGAAAGGGUGAACGGUAUUCAAGAACUCGUGGAAACUAAAAAGAGACUGUAAAUUAGUGUUCCACACUCCAAAUAUGUCAUCUAUAGAUCUGUACCAGAUUGAUGGGCCAAUAUUCCCCCCUGUUUUCCAAGAAUUAAGUGCUUUCAGUUCAAAUAUAUGCAUAUAUAUUACAGCUAAGACUACUGCUUCCUAUUCCCCAUAGCUAUUCUUCUGAUCUGUUUAUAAUAUUCCCCAUUAAAUCAUACAUACCCAUUAUUUAACACAAAUCUCAGAGCUCUUUCUAACCAAUCUGUUGAAAUAUUUAAAAGUUCUAAGUCAUCUGUGUUUUCUUUAAUCCUAGUCAUAACACAAUCUAUCCCUUCUUCAGUUGGGAUACUAGGAUAUAAUUGAACAACGUCUAGCGUAAACAGAAUAGAACUGUCAUUAAUAAGGUGUGAGUCAUUAUGUAACUGUUCAAGAAAAUAAUAUGUGCUGUUGUUAUAAUCAAGGACUAAUUCCAAUAACAUUUGCAGCAGUCUAUCUAAAACCUACCAUAUACUUUCUGUCUGAGAUCCACAAGUAGAGGCUAUGGGUCUAAGGGGUAAACCAGACUAAUGAUCAUUAGGACGACCCUAGAAUUCAGAAACUCGACUAUUAUAUGGUUUUAGACUAUUCACUAGCUGGGAGCUACAUGAAUACCUUUCUUUAAUUCAUUUAAAAGAAUUCUACUUUUACUUUCAAGUGUUUUAGUAGGAUCUUUGUUUAAUUUUAAAUAGUUAUCAUCAUUUGAUAAAUGAGAAUAAAUCUUUCGAUUAUAACUAUCCUUCACUAAAACCACAAAUCCUUUAUUUUUAUCAGGUUCUUUAACUAAAAUGUAGGUGUUACCUUUUAAUUUAUAAAGAGCUUUUGUCUCAUGAAAAGAUAAAUGAAGUUUAAUUGUGUAAUUAUGAAAUUUCCCGAAGAUACUCGAUACUUUUUUGAAAGUUCUGUCAUGGCGUCUUCUGUUAUAUUCUGUUCUUUCACUCCUGAUGUCUAAGGAUGAUCAAAAGGUGGGUUUGAAAAUGGGUUAACAGACGGUUGAUGCUCUUCUCUUUGUUCUGGUGAAUCUCUACUACAUCGAUCUUGGACUUAUAAAUAAUGCUUUUCUCAUUGUCGUAUUUUGUUGAAAGUUUGCUGUAAUGAUGAUAAAAUAUCUAAUUCUAUAUCGUCAUCUAGCCUAGUUGGAAUUGUAAAAUUUGGUCCUCGACUGAGUAAUGAUUUAGUUGCAUCAUUCAAGUUAAUGCCAUCUUCUACGGUUAUAUUACUUUCUUUGAGAGUUUCACAUUCAUCUGAUCUAGCUUCAUUGAUGUAACUAUAUGAGUAUUUAUUAACUAAGGUUUCAAACUUAAGUUUCAGUUUUUUUCUCUUUCUUGUUCCUCUAACCUACUGAUAACAUCACUUUGGUCUUUAAUCCAGUUCUUAAAGUCCACAUUCUGAAUGUUUUAAUCAAAUUAAAAGUCCUAUCACAAA
Limulus polyphemus (Atlantic horseshoe crab) is the source of this 4811-nucleotide messenger RNA. Its product is annotated as SWI/SNF-related matrix-associated actin-dependent regulator of chromatin subfamily D member 3-like. NCBI's taxonomy places the organism in Eukaryota, Metazoa, Arthropoda, Merostomata, Xiphosura, Limulidae. Gene Ontology annotation, biological process: regulation of transcription by RNA polymerase II. Gene Ontology annotation, cellular component: SWI/SNF complex; nucleus. The record is from RefSeq and is a predicted model, not a curated record. The transcript has 13 exons. The coding region runs from base 94 to 1869 and encodes 591 amino acids.